Molecule: messenger RNA, 1662 nt
Organism: Pestalotiopsis fici W106-1
Lineage: Eukaryota; Fungi; Ascomycota; Sordariomycetes; Amphisphaeriales; Sporocadaceae
Exons: 7
Coding region: 1-1662 (553 amino acids)
Molecular function (GO): heme binding; iron ion binding; monooxygenase activity
Source: RefSeq, a predicted model, not a curated record
AUGCCGUCAAAUCUAGUCGCGAUGCUCGAACAAUGGGAUUUGGCUAGCUACUGGCGGCCGGCCCUUCUCUUGGCAGCCUUGCCUUUGCUGCUUGGCUGGUGGUUUCUCUUUCGUUCGUCCAAGCCUCAGGGCAUUGACAUGAGCAAGUAUACCCAUUUCCCUCAGCCAGAACCCGCAGACAAGAGCAGAGGACAUUGGCCAUGGGUGGAAAAGAUUGCCGCCGAAGGCGACCCGAGAAGAUCGUUCCACUACAUGAUUGACGAGCAGGCUAAAAAGAUGGGCUACCCGCCAGUGCUGCUGACAGACUGGCGGCCACUGGCACCCCUUGUCAUCCUAUUCAUACUCAAUCAUGAUGUUGCCGAACAAGUGACCAAGGCAUCGAAACAGUUCAACACAAGCACUCCUAAGCACCCACUCAUCCAGGAUUUGGCUCCCUUGGUGGGAGCCAAGUCGCUUGUCACACUUGAUGGUGAUGAAUGGAAGGACCUCAGAAAACGUAUCCUUCCUGGCUUCCAGCCGCAGCACCUUCUCACAUACGCCAAAGUCAUUGCGGACAAGUCUCGAAUGUUUGUGGAACAUCUCGAAAAGAGAGCGGCAUCGGGAGAAGAAUUUCGUGUUGACGAAUUGACCACGAAUUUGUCAUUUGAUGUGAUUGGCAUCGUUACUUUCAACUUGGACCUCGAUGCGCAGAUUCCGGGAAAGCAGAGCGAGAGGGAUAACGCGAAACAUUGGCUCCGACGAUACUUUACGGAAACCGAACGAACCAUCCGGCGUCUCGACAAGCAGUUGGAUAGUAUCUUGAAGACCUCCAUCAAGGAAGAACAUGCAAAGAUCAUGGCAGGUGACACGACGUCGUCGCGUAGUGUCGCGGCGCUCAGUUUGAAUGGCAUUGAACAACUCACUCCUCAGAUCCUCCAACAAACGAGUGAUGCUUGCCGAGGCUUUCUGUUCGCCGGUCACGACACAACAAGCAUUCUGAUGCAGUGGAUGUUCUACAGUCUACACCGCCGUCCAAGCUCGCUCAAAGCCCUUAGGGAUGAACUCGACGAAGUAUUUGGUGCUGAUCCCAGCCCAUACUCCAUCAUCUCACAACUGUCUAACCCUGGCGGCGGUAAACUGCUUACGAAAAUGAAGUAUGCCGAAGCGAUUGUCAAGGAGACUUUGCGACUUUACCCACCCGGUACCACACUUAGAAUGUCACCCAAGGGAAACAACACAACCCUGACACUGCCUGAUGGGCAAAUACUCAACGUCGACGGUCUCGUGCUUAGUCCUGUAGCUUAUGCGAUUCAGCGAGAUCCCGCCAUCUUUGGGAAAACCCGAGACGACUUUAUGCCGGAACGCUGGCUCGGCCCCGAGGCAUCCAAAAUCCCAGACGGCGCAUGGAGGCCAUACGAAAGAGGCCCGAGACGCUGUACCGGCUCAGAGCUCGCCAACAUGCAGGCAAAGGUUGUGCUGGCAUGCGUUGCAAGACGGUUCGAUUUCGUCAAGGUUGGCGCCGGUGAGCUGGAACUGGAUGAAAAGGAACAACCAAUCUUGGACGACAAGGGCUAUUGCAAGACAAAGUCGGAUGUCUUUACGAUUGACGAAGUCACAGCCAAAGCGGUCGACGGAAUGACGAUGAAGGUCAAAAUCAGCAAGGUGGCCAAGACUUAUGCCUAA